AAGAGUUGCUGAGGCAGAACUGAAAUCAUGUCUUGCCUCAGAGAAGCAGUCGUAUUGGCUGCUAACGAUGCCUCACACAGAAAGACGAUGCUCCUUUAACUCGGGGGUUUUCAUGGGAAGUUUCUAAGCUUGAAACAACAGCGUUAGAUCUGGGGUGUGCCAUCAGCUGCUUGCAGCUACCACUGUCUACUGCUUUAACACAGCUUGGUCGGGAAGAAUGGAAACUAAAGAAGCUUAUAACUACCUGUAACUAUUCCACCAGGAAAUGGAUCAAGUGUUUGUUCAGCCAGAUCCAGUACAUCAUUCAGCCUCUCCAAAGCACAGCCAUCAUGACCUCAGCAGGCUGAUGAUGGAAGAAAAGAAAACUGAGAGAUCCUGUGUUCUGGCUUCACUGGAUAAUGGAUGGAGGACAACCUGUCCCUUCAACUCUAGCACCCUUUGGGAACACAUCAACAGACUCUAGCAUGUCUCUGGAGCAGAAAACCACAUUUGUUUUUGUGAUUUUGUUGUUUAUUUUCUUGGGCAUUCUCAUUGUCAGGUGCUUCCGGAUUCUUCUAGACCCAUAUAGGAGCAUGCCAACCUCGACCUGGGCUGAUGGACUUGAAGGUCUGGAGAAAGGGCAAUUUGACCAUGCCCUUGCUUAGAAAGGAGGGGGCAGGAUCUCCUCCUGAGAAGGUGAAGUCAUUUUUGUCUUGGCAUAGAAUUCCUUUUAUCAAUGAUCUUAACAAAUCAAUUUUUAAUAUCUGGCCCAAGGACUACUCCCAUUAUUCUGUAAAGGUGUAGUUGGGUUAAAGACAUUUGAGAAGAUUGGAAAUGGAGGUUUAUAUUACUAACCCAAAAUAGGGAGGUUUAAAUUUUUAUGCUCACUGAGUGAAUGAAUACUACUGAAUGUAUGUAUCAGCACUGACAGAGACCUUUCCAUCAUAAGAACUAUCCCAUGACUUGGCCCAAGAAUAAAAGACUAGAAAGGAUGUGAUCCAAAACUGGUGGCAAGGCAAAGAAGCGGCUUCCGUAUGCUGAUUGUACCUCAGUCUGUUUUAUUUUCAUGAUCAUCUGGGUCCUGGAUGGAGAAUGAGGAAGAUUGUGUUGAAUGGACCCAAAACAGAUCUUUACUAUUUCUUAAAACAAGGAGAAUGGAGAGGCAGUAAGAAGAUUAAAAGAGAUGGUUCCAGCUCUGGAAAAUAUGAGUGAUAAUGAUACUUUAUUUUGCAUGUGAAACUACAUUUAAAGGCUUAGAGAGCUUUUAAAACUGUUUACCAGGCCAAGUACAUUCUAUGUAUUCAUAUCAGUAACAGAUGCAGAGGUAGCUACGCAUAACCUGAACUUGCUUUCUUUACACAAAUGAUUGAAAUGAUAGUUUGCAAAUUUCUGUUUCAAGUUGCUCUUAUUUUUUUUAAACAAAAAUUUAAUUGUUUAGAGGAGAAGACUUUUAUAGUCUUAAGAGGAAUGUGUGC
Messenger RNA from Condylura cristata (star-nosed mole), 1454 nucleotides. RefSeq names its product cortexin 3 (gene CTXN3). The transcript is spliced from 2 exons. The record is from RefSeq and is a predicted model, not a curated record. Bases 399 to 644 code for a protein of 81 amino acids. Lineage: Eukaryota; Metazoa; Chordata; Mammalia; Eulipotyphla; Talpidae.